Molecule: messenger RNA, 1036 nt
Organism: Drosophila persimilis
Lineage: Eukaryota; Metazoa; Arthropoda; Insecta; Diptera; Drosophilidae
Product: MORN repeat-containing protein 5
Exons: 1
Coding region: 35-976 (313 amino acids)
Source: RefSeq, a predicted model, not a curated record
UUAAAGUAUUAGUUGCAAAAUUGGGUCUUAUUCGAUGGAGAGAUACACUACACUGGUUCGCGAUUCAACGGGUGAGGGAAGGUCGAUUGAUGGCACACGCAACAGUAACUUCCCAACUGGAACCAAAUUCUUUGGCCAAAUGAAUGAGCUGGGUAUGCAGGAUUAUGGUACCUACACGUAUCCAGAUGGCUCACGCUACGUGGGCUAUUUUCGGAACAAUCACUUUCACGGAAGUGGCUCCAUCCAACUGCCUGCUCCGCUGGGUGUCAGCUUCCAGGUGACUCACCAUGACGGCAAGCUUUUGAAGAUCGACGAAAUGGUCUUUGACGAUCAGUUGAAGGUUGAUUUUGCUCGAAUGAAAGAUGGCUCCGUUAGCUUCCACCCCUGGAAGUACUGCUCGUCGGAGGAUCGUCGCUUCUUUACAGAGACGAGAUCUCCGCUGGCCGCUGUAGGUCCAUACAAAUAUCAGACCCAAGACGGACCCUCUCCGCCGGAUCUGCCGCUAAAUGUCUUUGACCUGGGCUUCGGCCGGCUGCACCCGCAGGGCUACCUCAUGGACCUGAAGCACGGCUCCCCGAGCAUCUAUGUGGGCUGUCGCAAGGUGCGUCACUGGAUCAUGGAGAACUGUCGUCACGGCAAGCUGACCAAGUACCAUCUCAGAAGCGCGGUUAAGGCAAAGUUUGACCGUCAGAUUAUGAAAAACAAUCUGGAGGUCAACCAAAUCUGUCAGAAAACGUCUGGCGGCGUGCCCCCAAUACCUAUCCCUGGCGUAUGUCAUCGUUCCAAGAGCCAGCAGAGCUCCGAAUCGGCCAAGGAGACGCGCCUACAUGCGGCCAGCACUUCGGACAGCUGCAGCUCUAAGAUCGAUCGUACCGUGAAGAAGGAGCCCCGUCGCAAGUGCAGGAAGACUCCGACGAAGGGCAGACGCGAGAAAAGAAGCGACACGAGCGAAACACACGCGUGCCGCAUCAACUAAAGUUGCAUCAUCAUGGGAUUAGUUUUCAUUCGGUUCUGCUUAAAUAUAUAUACAUAUGUA